This is a messenger RNA of Lolium perenne, 589 nucleotides long. The record is from RefSeq and is a predicted model, not a curated record. NCBI's taxonomy places the organism in Eukaryota, Viridiplantae, Streptophyta, Magnoliopsida, Poales, Poaceae.
AUGCCCCAGCAAGACUUCAAGGACAGCUUCCAGGUGUUUAGCGUGCUCCUCCAAGGACAUAUUCGGCACGCUACCACCAACCUCGGGAAGAGGAUAAGCUUAGUCGAUGUGUGUUUUGGGAGCAACAACUUCUCCGGUGAGCUGCUGCAGAGACUAUGCGAUGGCCUCGCGCUGCAGAACUUUGCGGCAAACCAUAACAACUUCAGUGGAAGACUGCCCCCAUGCCUCAAGAACUGCAUGAAGCUGUUCCAGCUGCUGCUGGAAAGGAACCAGUUCACCGGCGACAUCUCGGAGGCAUUCGGUGUCCACCCCAGCUUGGACUACCUGGAUAUAUCGGGGAAUCAGCUGAUGGGGAAGUUGUCGUCUGACUGGUCAGAGUGCAUCAAUCUUUCACGCUUAUCCAUGAGCGGUAAUCAAAUAUGGGGCAAUAUUGAUGCAACCUUCUGUGGGUUGAACUCUCUCCAGUAUGUGGAUCUAUCAAAUAACCAAUUCACUGGGAGCUCCCAAGUUGCUGGUGGAAAUUAAACAUCUGUUGUUUAUGGACGUGUCCAACAAUAGCUUCUGGGGUGAACUUCCUAUAUCAACAAAC